GAGCUGCAAGGAGUGGCGGCGGAGGAGAGGCAGCGCAUGAGCGACCGAUGAAAGUGCAUGAGAGUGCUAAAGAGGAAAGCAGGUCGAAGAGUGAACAUAGAGGAGGGAAAGCGUGAAAGCGAAAGAGAGAGGUGGAGCACCAAAAAGAGGAGAGAGAUUUGUUGGCUUGCAUCUUCUAAAAACUGAGCCAGACACACAGAAAUCAUGACCAACAUCACAACUACUGCUCAUCCAAAUAAUCUCCCACUGCGAGAAGAGGGAGUCCCUCUGUCUCUCGUCUCCUUUCAGGUCCAGGAAGUCUACCCAUUUCAUGAUGGCUGGAAUGUGGCGUGUUUCAUCAUCCUUCUGCUUUUUAUUCUCACUGUCCUGUCCUUGGCAGCCUUGGCUGUGCUCUAUGAGCUGCUGGACUGUGGGUGCUGCGCCAAAGGCAAAACACACCACCAGUUACAGGAGGAAGGGCCAGGAAGCUGCAGCAAGCUUAUGACUAGCAUGUGCAAGGAGCCAGAAUCCCACACUGAGGUGGUAUAGGGGCAGCAAGGAUGAAGACAAGUUGGAAUUUGGAUAUCAUUGCUCAGUUGAACAAUACCACAGUACUGACUCAGAUUUUCUCAAAAAUGAACUUUAAAAUAACCCAAAAAGUAGUUCAGUUGCUCACAAUUAGGAGGGAAUGCUGGUGACCGAACAGUGUAAAUUUAUCUUCACACAUCUACAGCCGACCCCAAAAGCCAUAUUUUACUCCUGAAAUACUACCAGAAGGGAGAGCACCUGUAAAGGUACUAGUGACAUGGCUUAAAAACACAAAUUUCCAAUACUUAAAGUGCCCAUGUUAUGCCCUUUGAGCUGCUCCCUUAUAAUUUAGUCCACUUUAUUUUGUGGCUGUAAAAGCUUUGUUAAAAUAAAAAGUUCAAAGUCGAUUCCAAAUCACUUAUUUGUGACAAAACACUGCUGCUGCUAUCAUUUCCUUGCUAGAGAUAAUUCUAAUAUUACUUCUAUUUUUAUGGCAAUAUUGUCCAAACAACAGAAAAUCCCCAUGUGUUUAGUGUUGAAGUAUCUUGAGCUCCCAUCUGAUUGUUUCCAUCAUCCUCUCUCUGCUUACAGAAAUUGUCUCCUAAUGUAGCAGAAUUUCCAAUAAAGCUGUCCUCAUUUUCAGGUGUAAACCAAUAAAACCUGACAAAGUAGUGACACAUUCACAGCCUGUUAACAUAACCCAGAUGUCAUUUUCAAGCCAUUUUUCCACCCACUGCUCUGGAUGGCUUAGGUCCUCAUGCUACAAAAGAAACACUGGCUGACAAAAAUAAGCUAAAUAACUCUGCUGUACCUUACAAGACAAAGAGAGAACGUUUGAAGCACACAAAUGUCUUUCCAAGGCUAAAGCUUUUCUGUUAGCAGCUGACAACUAGAGAGAUAAUACUGGUAAACAAAGUUGCCUCACGUCUGUCAUACAAACUGACUUUCAGAACAGACUGUGGUGUUUGGGAGGGAAGCCCUAAAAGAGACAGGAGUGCAACGGAGGGUAAAAAGAGGUGAUGCCGCAGUGUCCAGUAUAAUGAAACUAAUACAAGUUUUGCAAAUUAACCCCUUAAUGCUUAGUGUAUCAUAUUUGAUACAUACUGUUUUUUGUAGUUUCUGAGACUUGUACAUCACCGGUGUCAUUUUUUUUCCUCCUGAAAAACCUAAAAAAAAAAAUUGCACGAUACAUUUUUAAGCAAUAAAUUGCAAAAAAAAAAAAAAAAAAAGUGGCAAAAUGUGGCAAAUAUGACACAAAUAAAAAAAAUGUGUAAAAAUUAAUGUUUAAGUAUUUUGUACAAUUUGUGAGGAGAUUAAAUAAACAUUCAUUUUUAAGAAAAUUAGAAUUUUCUGGCAAUUAUUUCAUAAUUCAGGCAUUAAGGGGUUAAAGCAUGUCAGUGUGUUUUACAAGCACAGGAUACACAAAGUCUAAGCUGAUGACCCCUGCCAGUCCAAAUCACCAGGACAAUGGUUAGCUGAUGGAUAUCUUUAGGCUACUUUUCAUCAUAUGCAGAUGAGGCCAAGUGCUAUUCAGUUAUAUGUUACUUUGUCUUCAUGCUGGAAAUAAACUCCCAUGUGUCUCCAAGUCUGCCUCUUCUGUCCUCCUGUGUACAGAGCUGCACUGAGCAGCUCAUCUCUUAUCUGUGUAAUAUAGUGGGUGGCUAGUGCUACAUCAAUAAAGUGUAAUGGUUAAUUGUAAUGAACACUCUGCCAGUACGUCUAACAGUUUUCCUGGAGACCACGCUGUAUAUAAUCUUAUUCUAGUAGACCACCAAAACAUAUUUACGAGCUUGUAAAGGGGCAUGAUACGGGGACUUUAAUAUAGGUUGUGGCAGAAUGUGUUGCAUUAAGUCGGCAUUUUCUUUGUUUUGACUCUUUGGAAACUACUUAUAAAGUUGCAUGGCCAAAAUAUGGUGACGAAAAAAAAAAAAAAAAAAAGGUUUAAAAAAAAAAAAAAAAAAGAAAAACCUUAUCUGACCCUGCUGUCAGGGGGUUGAAAAAAACAAGCAUUCCUGUUCAGCAACAACUACUGUGUGACUGCUAUAAGUUUUUUGUGACCUAUUAGAUGCAAUGAGUUUCUUCAAGACAUGUUUCUGAAAUUGCUGUCCUAAUCUUAUGACAACAUUAUCUGUUGAUCAAGCUCAGUCAGACAUCAUCAUUGCUUUGGAUAAAGCUGGUGUUCUUCAGUAAACUGUAAGCCAGUGUUGUCAACAUGUUUAGCACUGCAACAUUAUAUCAUGACAAGUUCGCAUGCUGUACAGUGAUGUACUGUAUAAUGUUGUAUUGAGCACGAUGUGUGAUAUCAUGCCUUACCACAAA
This is a messenger RNA of Archocentrus centrarchus (flier cichlid), 2826 nucleotides long. It is a transcript of the gene smim18, whose product is annotated as small integral membrane protein 18. Bases 205 to 528 code for a protein of 107 amino acids. The record is from RefSeq and is a predicted model, not a curated record. Lineage: Eukaryota; Metazoa; Chordata; Actinopteri; Cichliformes; Cichlidae. The transcript is spliced from 2 exons.